Messenger RNA from Oncorhynchus nerka (sockeye salmon), 4500 nucleotides. RefSeq names its product condensin complex subunit 2-like. The coding region runs from base 156 to 2555 and encodes 799 amino acids. Lineage: Eukaryota; Metazoa; Chordata; Actinopteri; Salmoniformes; Salmonidae. Gene Ontology annotation, molecular function: chromatin binding. Gene Ontology annotation, cellular component: membrane; condensin complex. The transcript is spliced from 19 exons. The record is from RefSeq and is a predicted model, not a curated record. Gene Ontology annotation, biological process: vesicle-mediated transport; mitotic chromosome condensation.
CGUAAACCGUUCGGCGCAAAAAUUCAAAUGUUCUCAGGAAGAAAAGUGCAUCAGUACAAAGUAAAACACGCUUUAUGUUAAUUUAGGCAGUUUAACCUUUAUAUAAAGAAAGAUACGUUCACUGUUGCAGAAGCGUUGGAUAUAAUCGAGUCACGAUGAGCGCAUCCUCCACACCCAUCUCCCGGGUGCGUCAGUGGGCCUCACCGUCCCUGAAGCACAAGGGCGCCUCUCCUGCCGCCAUCAGCACACCGCUCCUCGCAUCUUUCCCGGGCAACGAUGAUGAGCUGGAGCGGCGUCAGAGGCGCAGAUCUCGUGUCAUUGAUCUGCAAGCCGCCACUGACUCUUCAUGUAAUGAAUCUACCUCUCAUAGCACCACCGGGACCCCUGCCGCUGUGCCUAAGCUGUCAAAUGCACAGAUCUCAGAGCAUUACUCCACCUGCAUCAAACUUUCCACUGAAAAUAAAAUUACCACCAAGAAUGCCUUUGGUCUCCACCUGAUUGACUACAUGGCUGACAUCCUCAAACAGAAAGAUUCUGAGCUCACAAAUUUCAAGGUGGCAGCGGGUACCUUGGACGCCAGCACUAAGAUUUACGCGGUCAGAGUGGAUGCUGUCCAUGCUGAUGCCUACAGAGUGCUGGGAGGACUGGGUGCUGAGACCAAGCCUGGGGAAGAGCAUGGAGCAGGGGCAGGAGGAGAGAUGGAGGAGGGGGCUGAAGGUGAGCUGGCUGCUAAGCAGGUGGUGAAGAAGAAGAGGCCUCCCAAGAAGACUGUGGAGCAGAACCUGAGCAACAUCAACAGCUCUGAGUCUGAGAUGAAGUGUGAGGUGGACCCCAUGUUCCAGCGCAUGGCGUCGUCCUUCGAUGAGAGCAGCACGGCAGGUGUCUUCCUGUCAGUGUUGUUCAGUGAGGACAGUCGCUGUGAGCUCCUCUUUCCCUCCCACAUGACCCUGUUGCACUCCAGGCCCGCUUACUCCCAGCCUCCACCGCAGCACGUCCCUGCAACGCCCUUCACAGGUGGUCUCCAGCGGAUCCAGGAGAAGAGCUCUAUCUGCCCUUCCCUGGCAGACUUCUCUUUCACCAGCUGGAACCCUGACCAGACCGUGAACCAGAUGCUGGAGAAGAUAAAGCAGGGGGAUCACGUGUUUGACGUGAACGCGGAGGCAGACGAGGAGGAGUGUCAGGACUUUGGGGAUGAUUUUGAUGGCGACUAUGAGGAGGGUCAGGGGGACCAUGGUGGCGACGGCUCCAAGGAACACGGUGGCGACGGCUCCAAGGAACACAAGGAUCGCUGUGAGGCUGGAGGGCCCGGGAGAGGAAGGGAUGUGAUUCCCAUCGGAGAGGGGGACAUAGCCACCAUGUGUCUGCAGCUGUCCGAUCAGCCCAGAGAGUACUCCUACUUCAGCCCCAGGACCAUGGCUACCUGGGCAGGCCCUGGCUACUGGCGCUUCAAACCUCUGCACAAAAAGGACAACGUGCCUGAGAAGGAGGGUCGAAAGAGAAAGCCAAAGAAGGCCUUUGAAAUCGACUUUAAUGACGAUGUCAACUUUGACACCUACUUCCGCACCACUAGAGCCGCUACCACUAACACCAAGUCAGCCCUCAGCACAAGAAACAAGAAGAACACUCUGGCUGCAGACUUCCAGUUCCCCCCUGAGACCCUGUCCCAACUCAGCCUUAAGCCCGCCAGCACAUUAUGUAAAGAGGGUCAGAAGAGGUUGUCUGGAGAGCUGGGGGAAGGCAUCGGAGACUACGACUACAACAAUGCCAAUGACACAGCCAACUUCUGCCCCGGACUGCAGGGUGGUGAAAGUGAUGAUGAUGGUGAAGGGUUCAGUGGGGGUACAGAUGACGCCCAGCCUUCUGUGGAUGGUAACCCCGCCUCCUCACAAGACCAUGACGACGUGUCCACCUAUGGGGAGGAUGACCUGGUGCCUGAGCCAUACAGGGUGAACAAGAUUGAGAUAAACUACGCCAAGACAGCCAAGAAGAUGGACAUGAAGAGGCUCAAGAACACCAUGUGGAAUCUUCUGACUGACAGUCUGGAAAAACCAGCCAAGCAGGAGGUUGAAAAUGUGGAGACUUCAGAAGUGUCUGGGGAGAAGGUCUUCAGCCAGACCACACAGACCCUGCGUCAAAGCUUGCCCCCCAACAUGGCUCAGAACCUGUCCGUGCCCCUGGCGUUCGUCGCCCUGCUGCACUUGGCCAAUGAGAAGGAGAAGGGUGAGGUGGUGGAGCAGGACAAGGUGAAGACCCUGCAAUCUCAGGUGGAUGGGGUGAAGGACAUAAUGACCCAGAACGUGGACCGGAUCCUGGCCCGGGGUGAGAGGCUGGACGACCUGAUGGGCAAGUCAGAGGACCUGCAGGCUGGGGCUCAGAACUUCAAGCACACGUCUCAGAAGGUGGCUCGUUCCUACUGGUGGAAGAACAUGAAGCUGUGGGUGGUGAUAGUGGUCAUCGUCCUCGUCAUAAUCCUCAUCAUCGUACUGCUCGCCACUGGAGUCAUCCCUACUAGCUCGUCUGCUCCCCCUCUUCCCACACCCACAAAAGCUCAAUAACCCCCCAUGGCGGAGACACACAUUUACAGUACAUCACAUACACACUCACAUACUUGUUAGCUUACUUACCACCUGAGCAAUUUAUUUCAAGAGAAGCCCAACUUCGAAACCAACUUGGCUCAUGAUCAAUAGCUACUGUUGACUCUACAGUUCAACAAUGCGUCAUCACUUUGAAAUGAUGCAUGUUGGCUUUUAUGAAUAACCCUCACUUAUUUGCACAUUUUCUCCCUUUUUCUUAAAUACAUCACCGUCUCAACUCUUGUACUGCUUCACACCCUCCAUUUAACCAGUCUUUGGCCAUUCAAACACCAUAUGGUUCAUUUGAUGAAAAAGGAAAAAAAAAUACUAACUCCCCUGCUAUCUCUGUUAAUGCUGGGCCGCAAAUAUUUUUCAGGGAAGACCAAAGUACUAAUUAAGGGGUAGAUAUUGUCAUUGUAGCCUAUAUAAUGUUAUUUGUGACACAUUUCUAAAUUCAUGCUGGUAUUGAUUUGGCAUUUAUGGUUUCCAUUCCUUUGGUGUUUUGAGGGUAUGUAAUGUGAUCCACACACAGUCAGGGGUAAGGAGUUAAGCCUCCAAGAGGUCAAAGGUCAGGACAGAUUUGAAUGGGUGAACAUGGGAGAUAUGAAAAGAUUUGUGCUGUAGAGAUGUUUGUCAUGGUCAUUGUUGCUGAUAUUUAUUUUAAAUUGUUUGUAUAGUUAGUCUUUUCUCACUUUUUCACUGUGUUUGAAUGGGUUUUAGCUGAGCUGGUUACUAGAACGGUUGUCACAGUGUUUUUGUUUUGAAAGAUGGGAGAACAGAUUUUCUUACUUGCAAUGUUACAGUUAAAGAAAGCAUCGGAGGCCACAGACGAGACACAGGCUGGUGGGAACUGAGAGAGGGAAAGAGAGAAUGGUGGGAGACUCUGGAGAAGUGAAAGGUCUUUACACCUCUAUCCAUGACCUUCUGAUACUCCAUCAUACAUAACCUGCUGGAACUCUUGUACGGACCUAUGCUUGUUAUCAUGUUCCAUGCACCCAGGUCUUGGAAACCCUGGCUAACUCCAGUCAAGCUGCUGUGAGAGAGGGAUGAUUGAACAGCUAACAAGUCCCCUGCUGGUCUAAACUAAUGUCUGCAGCUCCUAUGACUGCUGUCACGACAUGGCUUAGUUACUGCCUUGUUUUAGGAAGACACUAUCUUUCAAAUGUACUGUAAUUCAGUCAUAGCUUACCUAUUUCUUCCCCUUUAUUUCUUUGCCCACUUUAAUCUUAAUUCCCCCAAAAUGUAUUAAUUCUGGUAAUGUAAUCUUGACUCCGUUAAAACGAUAAUUGCAGAGUAGCGUUUGGUACAUGUAUUCUUUAGCUACUUUUGCCUUUUAACUUAUCCCACUGCCCACUCCAAUGGUGCAAUACCAUCUGAGCUUUGGAGAGGUCAAGGGUUUAACUCCCAUGUGUGUAUAUAGUUCAUGUUUAGUUUUUUCACCUGUUAGUACAUUUGUAAACCAUCCAAGUAGUGUAACAUUGAGGUUCAUUUAAGGCUAUAUGUCAUCUCUUCUGAACAUCUUUUGUUUUUCAUAUUACUGUAUUAAUGUUAUUUUUAAUCAACAAUACCAAUGAAGGAGUAUGAUAUGACAUGCUUGGAUUAAAAAGUGUCUACAUACUUAGAAAAUGCCUGACACCUUUUAUAAUGGGAAAUUAUUGAAGUACAAUUUUGCCUUAAUCACUUAAUUAAAAGUAUGAGCACAUUAAAAAAAAAAAGUUUUUAUAAGGCUGCCACCAUAAUGUGCCUUGCUAUAGUCCGAUCAUAAAGGUCAGAUAUGUGGGGCGCCGGGCCAUGAUAUUUUAGACCAGUAGGAUGUAUUGGGAAUUUGGGCCAGUUACAAUUGUUGGAGAAUUAUUUGUUUUUCAUUCAUUGAUGGAGUCCAAUCAUGUUGUUUCUGAUGAGUUAUAUAAUAAAUAGUAUUACCUUA